AUGCCCAAAAAGAAUAAUGUUGAUAGCAAUGAUGACGAUAGUUGGAUCAUACGUCCAAAAAAGGAAAUACAGAAGAACAAACUUGAAAUUAUUGCUGAAAAAUGCGAAAAGAGAUUAAACAGAGUGAGAAAUUUAAGUCAGGCUUUACCAAAAUUUGAUGAAGAUGAUUUGGAAAGUCCUUUGUCGGAAGAUGACUAA
This is a messenger RNA of Trichomonas vaginalis G3, 198 nucleotides long. Its product is annotated as MULE transposase domain-containing protein. Lineage: Eukaryota; Parabasalia; Trichomonadida; Trichomonadidae. Bases 1 to 198 code for a protein of 65 amino acids. The record is from RefSeq and is a predicted model, not a curated record. The transcript has a single exon.